Molecule: messenger RNA, 2666 nt
Organism: Bactrocera oleae (olive fruit fly)
Lineage: Eukaryota; Metazoa; Arthropoda; Insecta; Diptera; Tephritidae
Source: RefSeq, a predicted model, not a curated record
CAUCCGUACAUGCAUAAUGUAUAUGUAAGUAAGGUGACUUAAAAUUUCGCGGGCUAAAAAUUAAAAUUUAAAAAAUUUCUUAUAUUCUCGCCACAUGUAGCAGACGAGUAUCAUAUAUGGUAUUUGUUCACCUAAUGCCAGCUUAAAAUAGCUUAAAAUAAAUAGAACAGGCAAAUCUAUAUAUAUUUUUUUCAAUUUCUUAGUGUCGUUCGGAAUAACAUUCCUUCGUUAUCUCGACAAGGGCCCUCUUCUACAUCAAUGUUAUACUAAAAAGUUAGAUAUACGGAAAUGGAUAAUCAACGGUCAUCAGAUAUCCGAAAUAUUUACAUAUUUCAUUACCCACCUUCCUGACAAUUGAACUUUAUGCAUUGAAGGCAUUCUGAUAUUUUCUAUGGACAAAUUCCAUUCACUCAAUCCAUAUAAAAUAAGAUCCGUUUAAUAAAAAAAGCAUAUCUGAACCAUAAAACAAUUAAAUUUACUUUCGCUGUAAAAAAAUAUUGAAUCACUUGAUUCGCCCACUUUACUACAAUCCCAAUUGUUGCUUGCACACAGCAUAACAUUUAUGAACCCUCCCAAGUGCAAAAGCAUACAGCUUAUUCAAGAGCAUCUCAAAUUAUAACGGUUUUACCUUUCUGUUCCAGCUAUUCGAAAUUAAUAAAUCAAAAACUCUGCACAAAGGUAGCAAUUAAUAUAUGAUCGAAUAAGGAAAUUAUUAUUUGUAUUCGAAUUAGUACUUUAGAGUUUGGGCGCAAAUUACGUUUAUAUAAUCCACGAUACGUAGUUGUUGUCCAAUAUCAAUCCGCGCUGUACGUACAAGUAUACGUGCACCAUAUGCAUACAUAUCUUCACUUACACACAAUUCGUGAAUACGUAACUAUGACCAGCAUAAUUUUGACUAAAACAGGAUAGUUGUCCCUCGCCCGCAUAUUUAUCGCUAUCUAACUUGCAUGAACAACUAGUAUUAAUGGAAAACAGUGUGUGCACUUAACGAUUUUGAACGAAUUUUCACCAAACCUCUUUUUUUUAUAGUUUGAAAUAUUCCAAGAUACAUGACAGGAUUAAUCGUGAAAAAGCGUGUUUUCAUUUUCAAAUCGCACGCUUUUAAAGCAGGUGGUAAAAUAUUUUUAAGCUUUAAGCGAUAAUUAUUGCAUUGAUCUGCGCCUAGUCAACUCAUACUUAUUUCCAACAUGUUGAAACUUAUUUUACUUAUGGCCAUGGGUUUGGGUGCUAUGUAUAUGGUACACUUGCUUGCACAGGACUACAACAAAAUUCGGCAACCGGUCGCUGCUGCCGCUCGAGCAAUUGUAAGUGCUAGCAAUCUGAUAACUCGUGCGAAGCGAGAUACUUAUGAAGAUAAUGUCAAUGUUUAUAAUUUGUUACACCCAACUGUCGUAAAUGUGACAAACACAACUACUCUCAAUAUUGACUGGAAAAUAAUUUUGUCACGAGAUCCAUUUGAAUGCCUGCAAUCGCUGAUAUGCCAACUAAUGUCAGGUGCAGACACUCAUUCUCGCGAGGCCAAGCUGUUAAUGGAAUUUCUCGAAAAAACGGUAGACUUGGCCCCGGUGGAAGUGCGAUUUGCCUUUAGUAGAGGAUUAGACCUGCAUGGUUCAACCGAAACCUGCUACAAUGUAUAUCCAUUCUGCAUAUAUUCUGCGAAAACUAUGUUAAGAGUUUUAAGAUGGUUUGCGGAGUCGCCGAUAGAAGACAACCCUUAACUUAAGUUAUAACGAAAAGAAAUUUCACUUUCAUAAGCUAAUUUCUAAACGAUUUCAUUAAUAUUUUUUUGUUGACGCAAAUACGUACAUACAAUAAUAUACUUUAAAUAUCAAAUUGAAAGAAAAAAAAAAUAUAUAUACAUAUAUAUUGCGCUUUACCCUUAUUUAUAUUUUAUUUUAUGUAUGUAUUUAAACCUGGCUAUUAGAGUGUUUAACUUAUAUUGUUUUAAAUGUCUUGAAACAAAUCUCAUGCCAUUUUUCGCAUGUUGCUUUGGUGACUUCAAGUGCACUUGUGCAGCAGUUUAGUAUGAAUUUAAACCUUAACGGAUUUCUUAGUUUAUUACAGUUUUAUUUUCAGUAUUGGUACAUAUGCAUAUCAAAAUAAUUCUUGUUGUUUUUUAUUACAUUUUAUUUGUGCUUAAAUUGAAUUGUUGUAUUAAUGUAGAUUUUUACUUCAUUUUGAUCGAAAACUUUUAAAGCUCAGCCAUACACCCUCAUUCCUUGCUGACAUUAACCACAUCGCUUGUUUGAGGUAUGCCUCACUAUUGUCGAUUUAAAAUUUUCGGGAAAAUAUUUCUUGAAGAAACUAGAGGUAACACAAUUCCCAUGAUUUACAAUACAAAGCAAUUAUGCAUAGUAAAAAGCUUCCAACGUUAAGUUUGGUUGACAUUUUUUUCGAAUAUUUUGUAUAAGAAAAAUAAUAUUUUUAAUAAGCUACAAUGGAUCAGUAACACAAGUAUAUUUGAGACAGUUUUACUAAUGGAAAUACCUGAAUAUAUGUCCGGCUAGCGAUUGUUUUGUGCGAUUACAACGAAAAUCAUAAAAACUAUAUCUAUUACAUGCUUUUUAUGGCUACUUGAUACAGUUCAGAAGAUUACCAUUAUCUACUGAUAUAAGUAAAAAAAUUAAUACAAUAAAAACAUGAGUAUAUUAUUGGUUUAGUAUAAA